UUAAAUUAUAAAAAAUAAAUAGUUUGAUUAGUUGAUUAAUUAACAAUUGUCGAUAUAGAUACAUAUGCACUGUCAAUCGUAUUAAUAAAAUAUACAUAUACUAUCAAGCUGGUAAUCGUUCAUCACUAAUUUUUAAUAAUAACAAUUUAAGCUUUUAUUUUGUCAUUUGAAAAUUGAAAAAAAAAAAAAUAAAAUAAUAAUAAAAAUGAAGAAAAAGGUAUUGUUGAUGGGAAAAAGCGGAUCUGGAAAAACAAGUAUGCGGAGUAUUAUAUUUGCAAAUUAUAUUGCCAGAGAUACCCGACGAUUAGGAGCAACAAUUGAUGUCGAACACAGUCAUGUAAGAUUCCUUGGAAAUUUGGUAUUAAAUUUAUGGGACUGUGGUGGUCAAGAAGCAUUCAUGGAAAACUAUUUUGCCUCACAACGGGAUAAUAUAUUCAGAAAUGUUGAAGUUUUGAUUUAUGUAUUCGAUGUAGAAUCACGUGAAUUAGAUAAAGAUAUGCAUUAUUAUCAAAGUUGUUUGGAAGCAAUACUACAAAAUAGUCCAGAUGCUAAAAUAUUUUGUCUUGUUCAUAAAAUGGAUUUGGUCCAAGAGGAUCAAAGAGAUGUUAUAUUUAGAGAACGGGCUGAAGAUUUGAAAAAACUUAGUCUCCCUCUUGAUUGUACUUGUUUCAGAACAAGUAUAUGGGAUGAAACUUUAUACAGGGCAUGGUCUUCCAUUGUUUACAUGCUGAUUCCAAAUGUUAAGGAAUUGGAACAAAGUCUCAAACAAUUUGCCAAUAUUAUUGAUGCCGAUGAAGUUUUAUUGUUUGAAAGAGCAACUUUUCUUGUAAUCAGUCAUUGUCAAAGAAAAUAUCACAGAGAUGUUCAUCGCUUUGAAAAAGUUUCUAAUAUUAUAAAACAGUUUAAAUUGAGUUGUAGUAAAUUAGCAUCUCAAUUUUUGAGUAUGGAAGUAAGAAAUACUAAUUUUGCUGCUUUUAUUGAUGUAUUUACUUCAAAUACAUACGUUAUGGUAAUAAUGUCUGAUCCAGCAAUACCUUCAGCAGCAACGCUUAUAAAUAUUAGAAAUGCUCGAAAGCAUUUUGAAAAAUUGGAACGCGUAAGUCAAAGUUCAGCGUUGAAUGGAUAAAAUUUAGCUCGGUCCAAGCGUUUAAUCGCUCGGACCCAAGUCUUUAACUGGCUUUAACAAUAUAA
Molecule: messenger RNA, 1191 nt
Organism: Cotesia glomerata
Lineage: Eukaryota; Metazoa; Arthropoda; Insecta; Hymenoptera; Braconidae
Gene: RagA-B
Product: ras-related GTP-binding protein A
Exons: 5
Coding region: 206-1126 (306 amino acids)
Biological process (GO): regulation of autophagy; positive regulation of TOR signaling; cellular response to starvation
Cellular component (GO): nucleus; lysosome; Gtr1-Gtr2 GTPase complex
Molecular function (GO): GTPase activity; GTP binding
Source: RefSeq, a predicted model, not a curated record